UCGCUGUGGGUUCAGUUGUUGGAAGCAUGCAGACCAAAGGUUUUUACUGUGUUUUAUUCCAGUUGUGGCUUCUCCAGAGCAGAGCAGUUGCCUCUUCUUUGGUAAAUGUGGCCCCCAGUGGAACAGCAACCCAGUCAUCCACAGCCAGUGGUGGUUAUCCUGAUAAGGCAAUCGAUGGGAAUAGAGACCCGGUGUAUUCCCACGGAUCCUGCAGCCAUACAGGCGGUGGGUUUAGCAGCUGGUGGAGUUUACUCCUGCCCGGGCUGUACAAGGUCGCACGUAUUUCCAUCACCAACAGAUAUGAAAUACCUGAAAGGAUCAAUAACGCCAAGAUCCUCAUUGGGAGUUCCCUAGAGAACAACGGCAACAACAACCCGAGCUGCGCUGUUAUUUCCUCCAUUCCUGGCGGAGCUACCAGCACCUUCCAGUGUGGAGGGAUGAUCGGUCGGUUGGUCAACGUGUACGUCUACCGCACAAACCUCCAAGCUGUACUGACACUAUGUGAGCUGGAAGUGUACGGAGAGCUGCUUCCUCCGGCGCCCACGUUCAGUGCAGUGGUGAUGGGUAGGAACGUAGCGGUGGUGGAGAGGAGGCUGUGUUGGUCGGAUGCUCUGCUGUACUGCAGAGACUUCCACUGGGACCUGCUCAGCAUUCGCAGUGCAGAGGAGCAGAUGGAGGUGGAAGCGGCGCUCACAACCGCCUCCUUCAACCUCACCAGACAUGUUUGGUUGGGACUGCGCAGGUAUCUGAUGGGGGACACGUGGUUUUGGAUGUCUGGAGCUCCCAUGAGCUACAACUACUUGGACAGAAAGCUCUGGCAAGAAAGCAGUCCCUGUGGCGGCAUCGACACCUGCGCUCCCUUCCACUGGAGGGAUAUUCCAUGUGGGGAUCAUCUUCACUUCAUCUGUUUGAAAGACAUUCAGAGCGAGACGAGAGGAGUGGAGUUUUUCAGCAGCACCAGAAUGAAAUCACCAUGAAGAGAAACUCAGUUCACAUCUUCAGAGCGUGUGUGUGUGUGUGUGUGUGUGUGUGUGUGUGUGUGUGUGUGUGUGUGUGUGUGUGUGUGUGCAUCAUAUCACACCAGUGUACCGUGGCUUUACUGCUUUAUUCUGUUUUAUUGAUAUCUUAGUGAUGUUUCUGAUCCAAAGGUGGCCAAAAGGUUACAGAGGUUUUGGAACUCUUCCUGUUUCUGUCUCUUCCUCACAACUCUAUUUACAUAUUAUUAUUAUAUUUACAUGUUUCAGUGUGUCUGUGACUAAAAGAUAAACUGCUUUACAAUAGUUUAAUAAUGCAUAUUAUUUGCUAUCUACAUGCACAUUGGAUUAUUUUCUAGGGUUACAGCAGUCAAACUCUUCACCCUCAUAUCA
Messenger RNA from Dicentrarchus labrax (European seabass), 1367 nucleotides. Its product is annotated as CD209 antigen-like. The transcript has 7 exons. The record is from RefSeq and is a predicted model, not a curated record. The coding region runs from base 27 to 977 and encodes 316 amino acids. NCBI's taxonomy places the organism in Eukaryota, Metazoa, Chordata, Actinopteri, Moronidae.